Messenger RNA from Mesorhabditis spiculigera, 315 nucleotides. NCBI's taxonomy places the organism in Eukaryota, Metazoa, Nematoda, Chromadorea, Rhabditida, Rhabditidae. The record is from the annotation of a GenBank genome assembly.
AUGGCUCCCAGGCGUUCCGAGGAGCGUAGAGGACGCCUUGUCGAGGUAAAGAGACGUGAGGAAACCACCACAACCUCUGAACGCAGAGCCAGAAGCGGGCAUCGGCCCCGGCAUCGUAGGUCUCAUCAAGAAUUGGAACGCCGAAAUCGCAGCCACAGCCCGAACCAGCAUACCGGAAGAUCCGCUUCCCGAGAUGGCCUUUUUGUACAGGAUACUGGGCCCAGGACCGAGAAUGCAGACCUGAUGGACAGCAAGGGCGAAAUCUUCCGUCUCUACCAAACCCGUGACCCGCUCGGCAACGUCAUCGGCCAUUUG